Messenger RNA from Ipomoea triloba (trilobed morning glory), 2009 nucleotides. Its product is annotated as tRNA (guanine(10)-N2)-methyltransferase homolog. Gene Ontology annotation, cellular component: cytoplasm. The record is from RefSeq and is a predicted model, not a curated record. The transcript is spliced from 6 exons. Bases 137 to 1591 code for a protein of 484 amino acids. Gene Ontology annotation, biological process: methylation. Lineage: Eukaryota; Viridiplantae; Streptophyta; Magnoliopsida; Solanales; Convolvulaceae. Gene Ontology annotation, molecular function: nucleic acid binding.
GCACUACGCAGACGCAUAUAACUGCGAUUUAUUCAGCUGCCCCGUAUCUCCGCCGCCACUGCUACUCUUCUCCGGCGGUGAUAAUCGCGUAAAAAUAUAAUUGAAUCCGAACCAGAGAAGAGUAAAGAAGAAGACCAUGUGGUACCUAUGCGUGUUCUACCAUAGAUUACUGGACUAUCGAAGACCGGAGGUCGAAUCUCUCGCCCAGCUGUUCGGCGCCUUCGACGACGACCAGAGAAGCGCCGCCUCCGAACAUUCUUUGGAAUGGAGACUUCCUCAGCACUACCAUCCCGACUCGCCUUUCCAUUUCGUCAAUCUCCCUUCCGAAGAGAUCGCUCGCAAUGUCGCAAAUAGAAGUAUCCUCGUAAAGGGAAUCUAUGAACUCUGGGGAGAAGGGAGUAGCCUUGAGGAACUGGAAGAAGCAAUAAAGAAUUAUCCAGAUGAGCGGAAGUUGCCAUACCUGACAUCUGAUAGCACAUUUAAGAUAAUUGUUGACAGCUUUGGGAAGGUUAUCAGCUUCCAAGAGCAAAAUGACCGUAUUCAAGCUCUCUCUUACAUUCCUUUCCAGGGUCGGGUGAAUUUACGAAAUCCAGAUCACAAAUUCUACCUUAUUGAAACUGAUAACUAUGGGUCUAAUAAUGGGCUACCUCCUAUUGUUCAGAGGAGAGUCUUUUUUGGCCGGGAGAUUGGUGCUGCUGAUAGAAAACUUUUGCCUACUUAUCAGUUGAAAAGCCGUACUUAUCUUGGCCCAACAGCCAUGGAUGCAGAAAUGGCAUUCCUGAUGGCCAACCAAGCACAGGUGAAACAUGGGAAACUUGUCUAUGAUCCAUUUGUUGGCACUGGAAGCAUUCUAGUUGCAGCUGCUCAUUAUGGAGCAAUGACAAUGGGUGCAGAUAUUGACAUUCGGGUAGUGCGUGAUGGCCGUGGUCCUGAUUGUAAUGUCUGGAGUAAUUUCAAGCAGUAUGGAUUGCAAAUGCCCGUCGCUUUAUUAAGGGCAGACAAUAACCUUCCUCCUUGGCGCCCAGGGUUGAAAGAGGUAUUUGAUGCAAUAAUAUGUGACCCGCCAUAUGGAGUUAGAGCUGGGGGCCGCAAAUCAGGUGGCAGAAAGCUUUUGAAAGGAGUUGUUGACCCAUAUACUGUUCCAGACGACAAAAGGACAGACCACAUACCAUCUACUGCUUCUUACAGCUUAGUGGAGUGCGUACAUGAUCUGCUUGACCUUGCUGCUAGGAUGCUCGUCAUGGGUGGACGAUUGGUGUAUUUUUUCCCAGUGUUAAGAGAUGAUGAAUCAAUUACUCCUACAUUUCCAGAACACCCUUGUUUCAGAUUGGUUGCCUCCUCUGAGCAGAUACUAAGCUUAAGAUACAGCCGGGUACUGCUUACCAUGGUGAAAACCGGGCCUUAUACUGAAGAUAUCGCAGAGGCAGCAAGAAUCAAACAUUUGGAGUUCAAGGCAAACCAUCUGAAGUGGUUGGAAGAAGGUAAUCUUCAUUCCGCUGUUUUCAGUCCUGCUGACUCGAAGCUUAAUGAGUCGGGUGAAACAAAAGUAAGUAAAGAUUCGAAGCCUAGAUACAGAGGCAAAUAUGUCUAGGUAGGCUGACAUUCCACAGCCCAACUUAAAGUUCACUGGUUUACAGUUUACACCUUUUUGAUUGUCCGCUGCAUGGGUUGCAAUCCUCGCUCCUUAUGAUCUUGUUUCGUUGUUUGACCUAGAUUUCUGGUCGUGUUGUCGUUGUUUGACCUAGAUUUAUGUAGUACUGUUGUUCACUUUUUCUCUUGUAUCCAAAAGAAAAGUUCAAUUUUGUAGUGUAAUAACUAAAAUGUAUUUUCAGUUUGGCUUAGAUAAGCAUACAAAAAAUAUUGCUUGUUUUAGAGCUUAGCCAUUUUUUGCACUGUUUGCCCCUCCCAUCAUCACCAUCUAUCCUCUCCAAAGAUCUGUUCUUCAGUGAUUAUGGGGCUUGUAUUUUGAGUCUCUUUUUUGAUUCAUUAAUGACAAGAAAAAGCAACCA